AUGGAUCUGCGCAGUGCGGGACCCGACAACGUCAUGGCCGACGACGCCUCGUCACUUGGCAGAGAGUCGACCAGCGGCUUUUGGGGCCGUUCUCUGUUCCUGUGGCUGAACUCAACAUUGCUCAUUGGCUUCCGCUCCAUCAUAAGCGUCGGCGACCUGCAAGACCUAGGCCCUGCGCUUAGUUCAACGCGUCUGUUUGCGAAAUUUGAACCCUUCUGGGCCAAGGCUUGGACAGCGAACAAGAGCUCGCCAUAUUGCUUGCCGAGAGCGUGCCUCCGCACCCUCGUCAGAUCCUUUCUCGCCAUCGUGAUCCCUAGGCUGUGCCACAUAGGAUUCAAAUUUGCGCAGCCAUUCCUCCUCCAAAGCAUAGUCAACGCCAUCGACAAGCGUAACCUUUCCCGCGAUACCGUUGGCGGCCUGGUUGGGGCCACGCUGCUUGUUUACAUGGGCAUAGCCGUUACCAAAGCAUACUAUAUGCACCUAACUUACCGCAUGAUUGCCCGCCUCCGAGGACUGCUCGUCUCAGCCAUAUUCAACAAGACGCUUAAACUUAAGUCGUCGAGUGCGGAUUCUGUUAACGAAUCUGCCGCCGCGACCUUGAUGAGUACCGAUAUUGACGGCAUAGAGAAAGGCCUCGCUGUCUUCCACGAAAUUUGGGCUAGCGUUAUCGAACUCGCGCUCGGCAUAUAUGCCUUAGCAACGAUUGUCGGAGGCGCGUCCUUUUUAGUCGUGCUGCCGGGAAUAGUUACAACCGCGGCCUCCAUUGAGCUUGCGCGAAGAAUGGCUCCAGCCCGCGUCGCCUGGAACGAAAGGGUUCAGGCGCGGGUUUCGGUCACGUCGAAUGUUCUCGCGCACAUCAAAGGCAUUAAGAGGACGGGUCUAGUGCCUGCGGUCUCGGAGUACAUCCACGGGCUUCGCCUUGUCGAAGUCGACUUCUCCAAGAAGCUACGGGUGCUACUUAUUGUCAUGCACGCAAUCGCCUCCUUCUCUACCAGCAUCACGCCCAUCAUCGUUAUUGCCGGCGGCCUCUUCUGGACCAAGUUUGCUGGCGGCCUCAACGCCGCUCAAGUAUUUACGACACUCUCUAUCAUUGCCCUCGUCUCGAAAUCCGCGUUUCUCCUUCUCGACGAGAGGAUAGAUGGACGAUUUAUGGCGGGACCGAGAACGGGGAUAUUGCCCUCUGACCGCUGCGCUGUCUGGUUUGCUGAAGCGUCAAUCGCCGUCCCAGACGGCGCGGAAUCAAUAUUACAACGAGUCAACGUCGAGUUAGUCCAGUCGAGUCUCACCAUGGUCUCCGGACCAGUAGGAAGCGGAAAGUCCACCUUUUCCAAGGCAAUCUUGGGCGAGGUGCCACUUAGCGAGGGGGCCAUCUACGUCAAGCACGGAUCCAUGGCCUAUUGCGGCCAAUCAUCAUGGCUUCGAAACGUUACUCUCCGCGACAAUAUCAUCAGCCAGAGCGCCUAUGAUCCGUACUGGUAUGGCACAGUUCUCCGUGCUUGCCUGUUGGACGAAGAUAUGCGCCAGCUUGCAGACGGCGAUGGCUCUCUCGCCGGCAGCGGCGGCGUGAACCUCAGCGGCGGGCAGGGUCAGCGCGUGGCACUGGCAAGAGCCGUCUACUCGCGAAAGCCGAUGCUGCUUCUAGACGACGUCUUCAGCGCUCUCGAUGGCCGGACGUCACAGGCUGUAUUUUCCGAGCUGCUGGGCUGCGACGGGCUGUUGCGGAAAUCAGGCACCACGGUCAUCAUGACUACCCACUCGCAGGGUGCCGCAGCCGAGCAUCUCGCCCUCGCCGACAAUGUUCUCGUACUGGAUGGGACGGGGAGCGUCAGAGAACAGAGACAUGUCAACCAUGAUACAGGGAGACAGAGCCUUGCUCGAGAUCUGGAAAAUAAGGACGAGAGGAGAGCUGAAGAUAGCCAGUCUCAAGUCGUGUCCGAGACGUCCCGUGCGUCGUCCACUCCCCCAACAAGCACAGUGCCGCCAGUACCGGAAGAAGACAGGGCGGAGCGCCAGUGCGGGGACGUGACUCUAUACUACUUUUAUAUCGAAUCCAUUGACAAGGCACCGCAAAUAUUUGUUCGUAUCUGGCUCGAGAGAGACCUCGAAAACAGUCGCUACUUUAUCGGAUACGCAGUCCUGGGCGUGUCGACCUUGGCAUGCACCUCAGGGAUGCUCACGUGCGUUGUGCCAGCGCGCUUCUACCUUCUCAAGCUCGUGCCCAAGUCGGCAGAGAACUUGCACCAUAUGCCGCUGGAUAGCGUCAUGGACGCAACACUUUGGUUUCUUACGUCCACCGACUCUGGAACUCUUCUUAACCGGUUCAGCCAGGACAUGACGCUUGUCAGCCAGAUGCUUCCCAUGGCAUUCAUGGAAGUUGCAUACCUUGCCUUGUCCGUCCUGACCGAUAUUGGCAUCAUUGCCUCUGGAGCCAAGUACGCCUCGGUUAUUAUUCCAUUUUUCGUCGUCGCCCUCUACUGUCUCCAAAAGUUUUACCUGCGUACAUCGCGACAGAUACGGCACCUCGACCUCGAAGCCAAGUCGCCCCUCUAUACACAACUCACCGAAACGGCCGCCGGCUUGCAGCACAUCCGGGCUUUUGGCUGGCAGUCCAAGGUGCUGGCCGGCAGUCUCAGGCUGUUGGACUAUUCGCAGAAGCCGUACUAUUACAUGUUCUGCAUCCAGCGGUGGCUCGCGCUGACCCUGGAUAUGUCUAUACUCGUUAUCGCCGGGGUGUUGGUGACAUUCGCGCUCAAUACGACGACAUCGCAGAGUGCCAUCGGCCUUGCUCUUAUCAACGUGAUGACGCUGAGCGAAACCCUGUCCCAGCUCAUCAACGCGUGGAUUAAUCUAGAAACGUCACUCGGAGCCAUUGCCCGGCUGCGAACCUUCUUACGCAAUACUCCAAUUGAGAAGGAUCCGCUACGAGGACAAGACCCGCGGUUGCCGCCGGGUUGGCCUGAGCACGGCAAGAUUGAGGUCGGAUCCAUGAGCGCCAAGUACAACCCCAAUGAGGAAGCGUCGCGCCCUGUUCUCGACGGCCUGUCUGUCAUCAUCGAGCCGGGACAAAAGAUUGGUAUCAUCGGGCGGACCGGAAGUGGCAAGAGCUCGCUACUGGCGUCAAUCCUCGGCCUGUUGGACUACUCAGGCUCGGUCUGCAUAGACGGCAUCGACAUUUCCCAAAUUUCACGCCAGCAGCUUCGCUCGCGCGUCACCACCCUCCCACAGGAGCUGGUCGAACUAGCCGGGACUGUGCGGACCAACCUUGAGCCCCUUGGCCGACUGAAGCCGACCGUCGCGGCGGACGAUGACGCCAUGGAGGAGGCCUUGAGGCGGGUUGGCCUGUGGAAACACGUGGCCUCGCGCGGAGGACUCGACACCGACUUAGCGACUCUAGGGCUGUCUCACGGCCAGAGGCAGCUGCUGUGCCUUGCGCGGGCCGUCGUGCACAAUGCCAGCACGGGAAGCAAGGUGGUGCUGGUGGAUGAGGCAACGAGUAACCUCGACCACGAGACCGACGUGCGAAUGCAGGCCGUCUUGUCCGAAGCCUUUGCCGGGUGCACGAUGCUUGUGGUGGCGCACCGUCUAGAGACGAUUCAAGACGCUGACGUGAUGCUUGAGCUGGAUGCUGGGCGGCUCGUUGGAGUGACGAGGAAGAAGAAGAAGUGA
This is a messenger RNA of Hirsutella rhossiliensis, 3666 nucleotides long. RefSeq names its product ABC transporter domain-containing protein. Gene Ontology annotation, molecular function: ATP hydrolysis activity; ATP binding; ABC-type transporter activity. The coding region runs from base 1 to 3666 and encodes 1221 amino acids. The transcript is spliced from 17 exons. NCBI's taxonomy places the organism in Eukaryota, Fungi, Ascomycota, Sordariomycetes, Hypocreales, Ophiocordycipitaceae. The record is from RefSeq and is a predicted model, not a curated record. Gene Ontology annotation, biological process: transmembrane transport. Gene Ontology annotation, cellular component: membrane.